Molecule: messenger RNA, 651 nt
Organism: Protomyces lactucae-debilis
Lineage: Eukaryota; Fungi; Ascomycota; Taphrinomycetes; Taphrinales; Protomycetaceae
Product: OSCP/delta subunit of ATPase
Exons: 1
Coding region: 1-651 (216 amino acids)
Biological process (GO): proton motive force-driven mitochondrial ATP synthesis
Cellular component (GO): membrane
Molecular function (GO): proton-transporting ATP synthase activity, rotational mechanism
Source: RefSeq, a predicted model, not a curated record
AUGUACAGCCUCCGACGCACAGCAGCAACCGCAAGUCCUAUCCUCAGGCAAGCAACACGUACCUACGCCGCACAGGCAAAUGUUCAACCUCCCAUCCAACUCUUCGGCGUCGAUGGCACCUAUGCAACGGCCCUCUACACUGCUUCUGCAAAACAAGGCUCUCUCGACUCCGUGACAGCUGCUCUCCAGAAGCUCACGACGACUUUGCAGUCUGACAAGAAGGUGGCAAUGCUGAUUGGCAAUCCUACACUCUCGCAGCAGGAUAAGAAGAUCAUUGUUGAGGUCUUGUCGAAAGCGGCAGGUGGUGAUAAGGCAGUGGGGAACUUGCUGAGUGUCAUGGCAGACAACAACCGGCUUGGUAUGUUGCCUCAGAUUGCAGAAGCCUACAAUCAGUUGAUUUCUGCUGGAAAAGGUGAAGUGGAAGUGACCAUCACGUCGGCUGCUCAACUCGACAGCAAGGUCAUCAAGCAGCUCGAAACCUCCAUUGGCAAGUCCAAGUUUGCGGGACAGGGCAAGAAGCUCAAGGUGCAGAACAAGGUCAAGCCAGAGAUCCUCGGCGGCUUGGUGGUGGAGAUUGGAGACCGUACCAUUGACUUGUCUGUGCAAAACAAGAUUACAAAACUCAACAAGAUGUUGACGGAUGCUAUUUAG